Molecule: messenger RNA, 4417 nt
Organism: Eublepharis macularius
Lineage: Eukaryota; Metazoa; Chordata; Lepidosauria; Squamata; Eublepharidae
Gene: RFNG
Product: RFNG O-fucosylpeptide 3-beta-N-acetylglucosaminyltransferase
Exons: 9
Coding region: 268-1479 (403 amino acids)
Biological process (GO): regulation of Notch signaling pathway; pattern specification process
Cellular component (GO): Golgi membrane
Molecular function (GO): O-fucosylpeptide 3-beta-N-acetylglucosaminyltransferase activity
Source: RefSeq, a predicted model, not a curated record
GUGAAGUCCUUAAAGGGGCCGCGGCACCAUCCUCUUCCUCCUCCCCCGCCUUCUCCCCCCGUCGCCCGAAUGGCAGCAGUUUGCGACAAACUAUGACGAGGGCGCCGAAUCGAAGCAGCUGAUGAGGGAGGCGAGCGGCGGCCGCUCCGGUUUCCUUCGCCGCCUUUUUAAGAAGCAAAACCUUCUUAAAGGCGAAGCAGAGGCCUCCGCUUCAUUUGUGAACAUGUCCCAAUCUUACAGUAUGGCAAAGGCCCUUUGGGCUGAAGAAUGAGCUUUUCCUGCAUUCGGUUCAGUAAGAUCUGCUUCCUGCUCUCGGUUAUCUUUUGCGCAGUCCUGCUCUUGCUACUCCCCAAAUUCCAGGGCAAUUUGAGACCUAGAAGUUAUCCACUGCCACAUCCACCUUCUGUUAUCAAUGCUUCGAACAAGAGUGAAGUCCAGUUGCAGCAGGCAGAGUCGAGCUCAAUUGAGAAUUUGAGUGAUGAGACUAACAAUAUUGUGUCCUUUGUGAAAGAGGAACUAAUACAAGAAUGGAGCCCUCACGUCACAGACAUUGGGAGAUCCAACCAGAAAGUUAACAGCAAGAUGCAUGAUAACCUAUUUAAUCCAUGGUAUAAUGGGGUGGAAGAUCAUGUGGGAUCUGCCAAAGUCUCUGUGAAGGAAAAGUUGGAGUUGAAGGAUAUCUUUAUUGCUGUGAAAACAACAAGAAAAUACCAUAAAACAAGGUUGAACUUGCUCUUCCAAACAUGGAUUUCCAAGGCCCAGGGGCAGACAUUUAUAUUUACAGACUGGGAGGAUCGGGAGCUGCGUCACAGAGCAGGGGAUCACAUGAUCAACACCAACUGCUCAGCUGUUCACACCCGCCAAGCACUCUGUUGCAAGAUGUCUGUGGAAUAUGAUAAAUUUCUAGAAUCUGGGCAAAAGUGGUUUUGUCAUGUGGAUGAUGACAACUAUGUGAAUCUGCAAAAUCUCCUGCGUCUUCUGUCUGCCUUUUCACACAGCCAAGAUGUCUAUGUUGGGAGACCAAGUUUAGAUCACCCCAUUGAAGCGGUAGAUCAUGUCCGGAAUGAUGGAUCAACCACUGUGAAGUUCUGGUUUGCCACAGGCGGAGCAGGAUUCUGCAUCAGCAGAGGCCUUGCCCUCAAAAUGAGCCCCUGGGCUAGCUUAGGAAGCUUCAUCAGCACUGCCGAGAGGAUUCGCCUCCCUGAUGACUGCACAAUUGGCUACAUAAUUGAAGGGUUGUUGGAAGUGAAGUUGCUGCACAGCCCCUUGUUCCACUCACACUUGGAAAACCUGCAGCGACUACGUGGUGAAGCAGUGCUCGAACAGGUUACCUUGAGCUAUGGUGGUCCUGAGAACAAGCAUAAUGUUGUGAGUGUGGGAGAAAUGUUCAGUGUCCAGCAAGACCCAACCCGAUUCAAAUCUGUCCACUGCCGCCUCUAUCCUGACACUGCAUGGUGCCCCACUGAACCGGUGAAAUGACAUCUGUCCGAAACAUCACAUUUGUCUCCUAUCUGGCCUUUCUUUGAAAGAGCAGCCAAGGCUGUCUUUGCAGGAGAAGAACAAAGAUGAGGUCCAAGCAAGUCCCCGGGUUGUUGGGAGGAUCUCUGGUCAUGCAGGGCAUGAUGACCUCUAUCUGACAGGCGCCUCUCCCGAUCUCAUAGAUGUCCUGUUAGCUGAAGCUGAAUCCCUACUGUGCUGCGUCUGUACAACCUCAGGAAUGCAACAGUCUGGUACUGUAGCAAUAUGGUUGAGGGCUAAUAGUCAUAAAUAUGUUUGGAGUGCAAAGGAUAAAUGACCUUUGUUUUGCGUCUACAAGUAUGAAAACAGAGUUCCUUGUGGGGGCAACGUCAUAAGCAUGAAGGUUUUGCCUGUUUGUUUUUAUUUUACCCAUGCCUAAAUCACUGUAGGAUCACAUUGGAAGCGCUAGAUAUGGCUUCCCAUUAGAACGAAUAAAACAGAUCAGCAUCUGCAGAAGGCAUUCUCCCGGAAACAUCUUGCUCCUGAAGUGAAGGCAAGAACCUCUUGUUUUUAUAGUCAGUUAAAAGCUGGCUUACAUGCAACCUAAUAAUGCAAUCCUAAGCAUGCUUUCCUGAGAGUUAGCCCCAUUGAUUCUUAGGAGACCGGCUUAGGAUACCACUGUAAAUGUCCCUCCUGGACUGUUGUCUGUUUUACAAGUUAUGCACAUACAAGUCUUCCUCUCUGGCCUUCCCCCAAAGCUUUUUUUGUCUUGUUCAUUCUGUGCGCUAACCACUAACUGUCCAAAACUCACCUUAUGUUGGCUGGACCACCAUAUGAUCCUUGUAUUUUGUACUUCAGCUGGACUACAUAGCUUUGAUGCAUGCCACAAUCAAUAUGCUGGAUCUUUGACAAGAGAAUAUGGGUUAGCUCAUGUUCUGGAAAAAAAGAGAAUAAGCUGCCAUUUAAGGGACUUUUGCUUCUUUCAUGAUUGAUGGGAUCUGCCACAUAAAAGAAAUGUCUGAGUUCCUGACCUGAGAGUGAUCGUGUAGAGGUUCUAUAUGCAGAGGAGUUAGCCGUGUUAGUCUGUAGUAGCAAAAUCAAAAAGAGUCCAGUAGCACCUUUAAGACUAACCUACUUUAUUGUAGCAUCAGCUUUCGAGAAUCACAGUUCUCUUCGUCAGAUGCAUGGAGGGCAAGAAGAAACUGGUCAGAGAGAGAGAGAGAGAGAGAGAGAGAUCUGACCAGUUUCUUCUUGCCCUCCAUGCAUCUGACGAAGAGAACUGUGAUUCUCGAAAGCUUAAGGUCCUAUAUGAUUCUUCUUGGCAGCACUCACCCAAAAGCCAAAGGCAGCUGCACCCUGGUACAAGGUGAAGAAACACAGCGCAUAGUCAUGAAAUGAAAUAAAUUGUCACUUAACAGGCCUUUCAAUAGAACCGUCCCUGGCUUUCGAUGUAUAAACAUUAAAGUCAAGAGGGGGCAUAGUCUGAAUGUAUGAAUAAUAAUACAGUAAAAUCUAAUUCCCCCCCCUCCCCAAAUUAAGAUGUUUAGUGCAUCCAUCUGCUAACAAACAUGCAUUCCGGACUUUUAAAACCCAUCUCUGCAUUUAAUCACGCGCACAUAUAUAUGACAUAUUUAGGAAUGUGUAUGAGGUGUGCCCAGUUGUCUUUAGGGCAAGUAAGCUGAAAAUUUGUUUUCAGAACGUGCUAAGAAAACAAUGCUGUAAAGAUGGAGACAGUGUAAGCCCCUGGAAGAGUAUUUCUUUUGACCAUUCUUCUUUCUGAAGAAGCAACACAUACACACAUACUUCCUGACAAAGAAGAAAGAAUGAAACUGUUCUUAGAAUAAUUGCCUUAAAUGUGUUUGUUUUUUGCUGCUUUUGUGCCUUAUGCUCAUAAUGCAACUCUGGGGAACGUGAAUGCCAGAUGUGCCCACGUGUUGCAAGCCCCAAGGGAACAGUUGUAGUUCUGUUUGCUAGCCUGCUGAUGUUUGACGGCACAACUCUUUUUGGUCCCUGUGGUGGGAUCAGCACAUAGUACAAUCUGCAUGUCAGGCGCUCCUGCCGCAGCUGAUGUAUCUGUUAUGUUGCCGCAAUUGGCACUUUGAGACAAAAAUUGGGACAGAAUAUUUGUUAUGGGCCUUUUAUAAUACUUGCGAGUAUAAGAGUGUAAUGUGGAUUUUGAUAUCAAAUUUAAACCAACGCAAUUGCAUAAAAAUGUGUGCUAAUAUGUAAAGUGUUCAAAAUGUGUAAAUGUGGCAGGAUGUGCCUGGAGGUAUAGGAAGUCGUCUGAUGUGAAUGUUCUCUGUCUUUUCCUAUAUUUUCUGCCCUUUCCACUUAUAUGCCUUCCCCUUCCACCACUACCACUCCAUCUGAAGUACCAAAAGUUGAAGUUCACUAAAUUCCCAAAUGUGGCAUAUUUGCAUGAUUAAUUUUAAAUGCAGAAUCUGGUUUCCUUGGCACAUAAUUCUGCCUUCUAGGCUGUAGCAUGUACCAGGUGUUUUUUUUUUUUCCAGUGCAGAGCACUGACUUCAAGAGAGUGAUUUGGAUUGUUGAAUUGUUUAUUUGUAUAUGAUCAGACUGUUGCAGCUUUAGCUGCCCUAACUGAAUGCAGGAACAUUCCCCAUCAAGUUACCAACCUCCUAUUAACAAAGGAAUAUUUUUAGAAGUAUGUUAUUUUCUUAUUAUCAUCUUUGAGAAAACCAGCUGUAUAUACCCAGCACCGCAGUAGCAUUUUGUGAGCCUAGAAACGUCAAGGUAUACUUUCUCAAAUAUAAGCUUUUUCUAAACAUAAUGGCUUUUAAAACCUAGCAGAAUACAAUAAAAAACUAAGACUGUAACAGAUUGUGAUGUCUGAUUGAUAUCAGUAAAAGGCUGAGAAUGAUAUUAAGGCACAGGAAAAAUAAACUGAUAAGCACAACUGUUAGUAAUGGACAGGGCUUUUUUUCAGCAGGAACGUGGUAGA